Molecule: messenger RNA, 291 nt
Organism: Sphaeroforma arctica JP610
Lineage: Eukaryota; Ichthyosporea; Ichthyophonida
Exons: 1
Coding region: 1-291 (96 amino acids)
Source: RefSeq, a predicted model, not a curated record
AUGUCCACUACAGCAACACCAGGCCCAAGCAUCCCUACCGCCAACACUGCAGCCAACCCUAUUACUAUGACUCAGGCUGACGUUCAGAAUUUUAUGCAGCUCAUACACCAACAGAACACAUCUAUUGAACAGUUAAAGGGCACAGUCUCCACCCUCUCUCGGCACGGGAAUGGAAUGAUGACCCCCCGCACGGUAGGAGGCACAUCAACCAUACUCGCUACCCUCGCGCAGAGCCUACCAGGAGCACUAGAAACAAAAGCAAUCAAAGGUAAGUUGCCACCACACGAAUAA